CCUAUAAGGCACUUUUUCGAAUCUCAAUUCGAGUUGCGUUUCAAGUAGUCGCCUUGAGUGCUACCGUUGUUGGCUCAUAGCUCUCGUGAGGACUGGGCGUUUUCACCGACUUUCACCAUAUCGAGAGGCGCGGCGCAGCAUUAAUCGCAUAAGUUAUUUCGAGCUCUCCCAACAACCUCGAGAUUUAUUGGGCUCGACUUGAACCGGCACACGAUGGAAUUGCCUUCACCAUUACUCAACGCCCUUGGCGGCGUAUUGCUAACCAUCUUGGUUGUGCGACUUUUUGCCUUUACGUCUAAUCUAUGGCGUUAUAGAAGCUUGAUGCGAAGGCUAUCAAAGAUGGGAAAGCCAAUGCACGCCCACAGCACCUUUCUAGGCCACCUUCUCUCAGCUAAGACUGCUAGCGAAGAACUCCCGCCAGGGGCUCAUAGCAGUUACAUCCUCGAUAGAAUGGCUAAGAAUUUGGAUGGGGAAUAUGGCCCGGAAGCGUACUAUUUCGAUAGCUAUCCUGUAACCACACCUUUACUCGUCGUUAGAGAUCCUUAUCUUGCCAAUCAAGUUACCAAUCAUUCAUGGACAUCCGCCGAGAAACCCUCAAACCUGACGUCUUGGUUUGAACCAAUUUCAGGCUAUGGAGGAAUCAACCUCUUUACUCAAAAUGGCCAGGAGUGGAAGAACGAUCACAACUUAUUCUUGCCAUUCUUCAGCAAUAGCAACCUUGACGCCGCUAUGCCUAGUGUCGUCGAGCAGAUACAAAUCUUCCGGGGUAUUCUCCGAAAGCAAGCUCAGAAGGGUGGUAUCUUUCGCUUGGAGCCAUUAGUAUUAUCACUCAUGAACGACAUCAUCGGACGUGUCGUAUUCAAUGCCGAACUCGGCAACCAAACGACCGGCUCUCACCCACUCUCAGACACUAUGCUGCGCCAGCUUGGUUUGAAAUUUUACGCAAACAAUGUCAUGGACAACCUCGGUCGGCUCAAUCCGUUUAGGGCGUUCAACUUGUGGAAUAACAGUCGCCUCUUAAACAAGCAUAUUGGUGCCCAAAUUUCGAAAAGACUUGAUGAAUUCCGCAACUCCAAGGCACGUCACGAACAGGCUCCCUUCCGCUCGGUACUUGACCAGGCUUUGGAGGAGUACUACUCUCAACUAAGUCGGAAGCCCUCCGAUCCACUCGACAAGGAUUUUAUUGUUACUCUAUGCUCGCAGUUACGGCUAUUCUUCUUUGCAGGCUACGAUUCUACCUCGUCAGCACUAGUCACUUGCUGCUACAUGCUCUCUAAACAUCCUGAGGUCUUAGCUAAGUUACGAGCUGAACACGACGAGGUCUUCGGCAGAAAUAUCGCAGCCUGCCCGGACAAGAUUUCUGAGAAUCCAUCGAUCCUCAACUCGCUCCCGUAUACCUUAGCGGUAAUCAAAGAAACGCUGCGGCUCUUUCCCCCUGCGAGCGGUAUUCGGACAGGAUGUAAAGACUUGAUAUUAAAGGGAAGAAGUGGGACUGAAUACCCUACCGAGGGAUGCGCCGUUCAACUAGGUCACUAUAGCAUCCAUCGGAAUCCCUCAAUCUGGCCACGACCGCUCGAAUUCCUACCCGAGCGAUUCCUUGUAGGACCGGAUCACGAACUUUACCCACAAAAGGGGGCAUGGCGUACUUUCGAGUAUGGUGUCCGAAACUGCACAGGCCAAGCCCUUGUCUUUAAAGAAGUAAAAGCCUUCCUCGCCAUCAUAAGCAGGGAGUUCGACUUCCAGGAAUGUUAUGAUGAGGUCUAUGCAGGAGAGAAGAUAGAUUUGACCACAGUAUAUAACGAGAAGGCUUAUUUGGUUGAACACGGUUCGGCGCAUCCCCGCGGCGAGCUUCCGUGUCGGGUUACCCUGAGCGGAUAUGUCCCCGGUGAGACACGGUGAUCACUGUAUAUACACUAAUACAUAUUCAGAUCAAAUAUUAUAUUAUACCCACAAACGCAGUGUUCUUACUUAGGCGCGUUUACCAGCAGACUUCCCUCAGGCAAAAA
Messenger RNA from Hypoxylon trugodes, 2006 nucleotides. Its product is annotated as cytochrome P450. The record is from RefSeq and is a predicted model, not a curated record. The coding region runs from base 214 to 1899 and encodes 561 amino acids. The transcript has 2 exons. Lineage: Eukaryota; Fungi; Ascomycota; Sordariomycetes; Xylariales; Hypoxylaceae. Gene Ontology annotation, molecular function: oxidoreductase activity, acting on paired donors, with incorporation or reduction of molecular oxygen; heme binding; monooxygenase activity.